Malaya genurostris is the source of this 5912-nucleotide messenger RNA. RefSeq names its product phosphatidylinositol 4,5-bisphosphate 3-kinase catalytic subunit beta isoform (gene Pi3K92E). Gene Ontology annotation, cellular component: plasma membrane; phosphatidylinositol 3-kinase complex; cytoplasm. The transcript has 7 exons. Gene Ontology annotation, molecular function: 1-phosphatidylinositol-3-kinase activity; 1-phosphatidylinositol-4-phosphate 3-kinase activity. Gene Ontology annotation, biological process: phosphatidylinositol-3-phosphate biosynthetic process; phosphatidylinositol-mediated signaling; cell migration. The record is from RefSeq and is a predicted model, not a curated record. Lineage: Eukaryota; Metazoa; Arthropoda; Insecta; Diptera; Culicidae. Bases 1750 to 4905 code for a protein of 1051 amino acids.
CUUACUAUCAACAUUGACGAUUGUGUUUCUGAAGAAUUUGUUGCAACGUCUGGAAUUCCACAGGGGAGUCCUCUUGGCCCUUUGAUUUUCUUACUUUACUUCAAUGAUGUAAAUCUUUGUCUGGACAGACGACGAGUUUCUUUCGCUGAUGACCCUAAGAUCUAUCACAACAUCCGCAGCUCAGAAGAUGCGGCAUUCCUUGAACGGCAAUUGACAAUCUUUGCGUAUUUGGGUAAAACCAAUCAUGUGAUAGUGGAAAAGUGCUCAAUCAUUACGUUCACAAGGAAAAAAAAUACCAUUCAAAAUCGAAUAUUCGCCCUUAUUCUGAAUAACGACGUAUUGAUUUUUCGAUCGAAUGUGGUUCGAUCGAAUCAUAGCUACCUUUGAUUUUGCUAGCGUUAUGGGGAAUACAAAUGAAAUACGAUGGAAAAACCGAUACGACGUUAUUCAGAAUAAGGGCGAUUAUCUUGAAGGAUUCAUGAUUACUAGAUCGACAUGCGUCAAAGAUCUUGGUCAAAGAUCUCGAUGAGUAGUUAUCGUUUAAACAGCACAUUAACUACAUUGUUGCGAAAGCUUCUCGCUGCUUGGAAUUCCUGUUUAGAAUGGCUAAGAACAUCACUGAUAUUUAUUGCCUAAAGUCUCUAUACUGUUCACUCGUUCGUUCUACUCUGGAAUAUUACUCAGUAGUCUGGAACUCUCUUUACCUCAAUGGAGAUCAUAGAACAGAAUUCAUACAAUGUAGAUUCGUUCGUUUUUUUCUUCGUCGAUUACCUUGGAAUAAUCCUCAUCAACCGCCGAGCUAUGGAAGUCACGGAUUGCUGAUUGGUCUUGACACACUACAAGUACGACGAGAGCUUUCGCGUGCUUUGACGAUAGCUGGUAUUUUGAAUGAUAGGAUUGACUGUCCGACUUUGCUCCGUGAGGUUAAUAUUAAUGUUCGUCCUCGUGCUCUCCGUAACAACACCUUCCAUUGACUACCUCUACGUCGCACCAACUAUGGAAUUAACGGUGUCGUUAUAGACUUGCAAAAAUCGUUCAAUUGUGUAUCAUCUGGAUUUGACUUCAACCUUCCACGCAAAACAAUUUAUUUCCUGCGCCAGACUGGACAACAACGAAUCCCUCAUAACAAUUAAACCCGUUAGCACUACACAGCACUACAGUCAGCGUUAACAAGGACGACUAUCAAAGUUCUCGCGCCGACAAAAGCAGCAACAGACACAGGCAGGAGUGUGUGAGAUAAUUGUUGGAGAAGCAGAACGGUUAUUAGUAAAAGAAGAUACCGUUGCAAAACAGCAGCCGUUUUUUGCUCUGCCCUCUGCCUAUAUAUCUCUCUCUCUCUCCCCAUCUCUCGAGCCUUUGAAAACCGAAAAAUACCGGUACGCUUAAGCGCGUGCGCGGGGUGGUUAGAGAGGUGUUGUUUUGUUGCACGAUUUGGUAAACAAGCUGUUUUUGAUACGGGUGUGUAAAUAAUACCGAUCGGAGCAGUUAGUUGAACAGUGAGCGAAAGAAGAAGAAGAAGAAGAAAAGGAAGCGAAAAAGAGCUUUGCAUUGUCGAAGAAAAAUAUAGCGCCAGUUGUCAUCGCAACGUUGAGCCGAAGAGUGAGUUUGUUUUGCGCUACAAAGUGCCACCUAUGCAAUUGCUGCGAGGUACGAACCAAAUUUCGAAAUUUCGGUAAAUCGGAGUGAACCGGAGUGCUCUGGCGGCAGAGAAAUCGAUGUUUAGUAGUGGUGCAGUGUGAAAUCAAUGCGAUGGGUGUAGCGUUCAAUUUCGACUUCUGGUCCAAUCCGGACGAAGUGACGGAGGUGACAUUCUUUCUGCCAAAUGGAGUUCUUAUUAUAUUGAAGUAUUCAAUCUAUGCCACACUACAGGAUCUAAAAACGGAUGUCUGGGAAGAAGCGGAACGUUACCCACUGUACUGCCACCUGGGCGAUAAGUCGAUGUACUUUUUCAGUACCAUGAGCAGUGCCAACAACAACAGUUACGAGUUGAGCGACGAAAGUAAACGACUUAUCGAUGUGGCACCGGUGUUCUGUAUGUUCCGCUUCGUGGAGAAGCAGAAGCAGGUCUCCACGAACAAUAAUCUGAUUCAGAACAUCACCAAACUGCUCGGACAGAAGGUGUCGGAGAAAAAUCCGGAGGUGAAUGACUUUCGCACCAAGAUGAGCUACCUCGGCGAGGAAAUCGCUAACAAGCGGUCCGUGAUGGGCCUGAUGGAACGGAUCAUGUACCAGUAUCCUCCGAAACUAGUCAACAGUGCCCACAUUCCCGAGCUGGUGAAGAAGCGAAUAACUAACGGAGACAUAUGUGUAGUAGCAAAGAGCGCGGAUAUGCAGGUUACGGUUAAAAUUCCUUGCAAAGCAACACCGGACGAAGUGUUGAAACGAAUUCUGGAAAAGAAGCAAAUUUCGGUCAACACACGGAAUGAGAACAGUUCUGAUUUUAUCCUGAAAGUUUGUGGCCGUGAAGAGUACAUGUUCGGUGAUCAUCCGAUCAUCAACUUUCAGUACGUGCAGGAUUCGCUGUCACGCGAAGAAACACCUACGUUUGUUCCGAAGUUACUGCGCAGCGUAGAAGUGUUCAAGGAAAACGUCUACGCAAUCGUAGAAGACCUUAACCAAAGGUCAAACAGUACCGGUAGCAAACCGUCAUCGCAGACUCUGCGAAAAAUGAAGCACAUCACCAGCUGGGACAUCGAAGCACAGUUCCAGUGUACAGUUUACAACAUAGCGAACGUGAAUUGCGACGCUGAGGUGGGAAUUCAGCUCGGUUUGUUUCACGGGGGAAAAUCGCUUUGCAAGUCGGUGAAAACGAAACUGGUUUCGGUGAACAAAGACAAACGUGCCUUCCUGGAUCAGAAUAUCGUUUUUGAUAUCGACGUAAAGAAUGUUCCUAGAAUGGCCAGAUUGUGUAUGGUGAUUUAUGAAAACGUACGGACGGCGAAGGGCGUCGGAGUGAGGGCACGGCGAACCGAGGACGGUUUUAUGAAUCCUAUCGCGUGGGUCAACACCAUGUUGUACGAUUACAAGAAUCAGCUUAAGGCAGGUGCAGUUACGUUGUACACCUGGGCUUACGCCGUGGAUUUACAAUCGGAGGAUGUGCUACGCCCGCUUGGUACAAUCGAACCGAAUCCCUACCGGGAUCAGUGUUCGUCCAUUAUCCUCAGCUUUCACAACUACAGCCAAGAGAAUAAGAUUAUUGUUUAUCCAUCCGAGGAUCAACUGGUGGAUCAUGCAAUGAAGAUGAGGCGAAUCAAUAGACAUCUGAAUCGGGACAGCGCGGAGGAAACCCGCCCGAUUAAGGAGAUUUUGACGCAUUAUCUACACAACAAUGAACGGCUGAACGAUAUGCAUGAGCAGGACCGUAAUGCCAUCUGGACGAAACGAAGAGAAUGCAUGACCCUGGAACCGGAAGGAUUGCCCUGUUUGCUGUACUGCGUCGAAUGGAACAACAGGAAUGAGGUAGCAGAAAUAACCUCCCUGCUGCAGGAAUGGCCCCUACUGCCGCUGGAACGUGCCCUCGAGCUGCUGGAUUACGCGUAUGCCGAUCAGUACGUGCGGCGGUAUGCCGUCAAGUGCCUGCGUAAGAUCCAGGACAGUGAGCUGCUGCUGUAUCUGCUGCAAUUGGUGCAAGCGAUGAAGCACGAAUCCUACCUGUACUGCGAUCUGGUUGAAUUUCUGCUUCAGCGAGCACUGAAUAAUCAGCACAUUGGGCACUUUUUCUUCUGGCAUCUGCGCUCGGAAAUUCAAGUUCCCUCCGUGCAGGUACGGUUCGGGUUGAUCCUCGAAGCAUACUUGAAGGGUAGCCACGAACACGUGGCGAUUCUGGACAAGCAGAUGCAAAUGUUGCAGAAGUUGCAGCUCGGUUCCGAGCUGGUAAAAAAGGGAAACAAGGAAAAAGGCAAGGCAUUGUUGACGGGAUAUCUGCAGGAUCGUCCGGUCGAUGAAGCAUUGUCCGAUGUGAUCAGUCCACUGAAUCCGAGCUUUCGAUGUAAAAGUGUGCGAGCGGAGAAAUGUAAAGUGAUGGAUUCGAAAAUGCGACCGUUGUGGAUCGUAUACAAAAAUUCCGACAUAAAUGGAGAUGAUAUAAAUAUGAUUUUCAAGAAUGGAGACGACUUGAGGCAAGAUAUGUUAACACUGCAAAUGUUACGAAUCAUGGAUCGAAUUUGGAAAACCAACGGGUAUGAUUUCCGCAUGAACCCGUACAGCUGCAUCAGCACCGACCGACUGUUGGGAAUUAUCGAGGUAGUUCUGAACGCCGAAACCAUUGCCAACAUUCAGAAGGAGAAAGGUAUGUUCUCAGCGACUUCCCCGUUCAAGAAAGGAUCUCUACUGGCCUGGCUGAAGGAACAUAACACUACGGAUGAAAUGCUCGCAAAGGCAGUACAAGAAUUCACGCUGAGCUGUGCCGGAUACUGUGUCGCUACGUACGUCCUAGGGGUGGCUGAUCGACAUUCGGAUAAUAUCAUGGUCAAAAAGACCGGCCAACUGUUUCACAUAGACUUCGGACAUAUUCUGGGUCAUUUCAAGGAGAAAUUUGGAUUCCGCCGAGAACGGGUACCAUUUGUGCUGACACAUGACUUUGUGUACGUCAUUAAUAAAGGCCGAACUGAUCGGGAAGCGCAGGAAUUUCGACAAUUUCAGCAUCUUUGUGAAGAGGCAUUUCUAAUUCUACGGAAGCAUGGGUGCCUCAUACUGUCGCUGUUCGCAAUGAUGAUCUCAACUGGUUUACCAGAGUUAUCAUCGGAGAAGGAUCUCAACUACUUGCGGGAAACUUUGGUACUGGAUCGACCCGAAGAGGAAGCGCGCGAACACUUCCGGUCAAAGUUCAGCGAGGCACUGGCCAACUCGUGGAAAACGUCACUAAAUUGGGCAUCUCAUAAUUUUUCCAAGAACAACAAACAGUGACAGUUGCGUUACAAUCUCACCAUGUAAGAAGAAACCCGAAGAGAACGGGUGGCAUUGAAAUGCAGUCGAGUCUGUCUGUCGAGUCCUGCGUAGCGCGGAAUUGCCUAACUACACCGGUGAAUGCGAUAAGUACGGUGAAUACGACUGAAGUUUAAUUUGGUUGCGGCGCAUAGAGCCGGGGACGAACUGCUGACCACUCUCGUUACCCCCCCGUUUUGGUUUUCCUAGCAAAAUCUCGCAUUUUGUUGCUCAUAUCUCAUUAGCCUCGAUAUACAUCGCCUGGUUGCGAAUAAAGGAAGCAGAGCUACCGAAUUAUUUUAGCAUUAAUUUUUUUUUAUCGUUUAGCAACUGUGUAACACUUGUUAUCCGUACGAAAAGCCUGUAUAUUUUAGUUUAGUAGAACAAAACUAGCACUGUAUUCUGAUGUGUGCAUAAACCGUUCCCGUUUUCUGUACAGUGACUAACGCAUGGCUGAUAAUUAAGCGUAGUUUGUAUUAGGAUUUUGAAUUUUUCGGUCUAGUUAGUACAUUAUUUAAACUAAUCAAUGAGAGAGAUAAACAUCAUGCAUUAGCAAAUACCAACUUGGCUCCUGGACACCAGGAGCUUAGUGAAAAGUAAAUCACCACGCGAAUACUGAAAUUAGCUAAAUGAUAAAUAAAUGACUAACAACAGCAAUGCAAGGACUGAUAAAAGGAAGGAUUAAAUUAAUUUAAUUGUAAAUUAUGUACCUAGGAUUGAUCACCUUAACUGAAAUGGUAGCGAAACGCAAUUACACUAGCAAAUGAUUUAUACUAACUUGAUAAAAAAACACAUGAAAGCAUACGUUGAAACACUAGAUAAUUCGAAGUAGAAGGUAAACAUUAUCUCUAGCCUCUAUAUUAGCAGUAAACGUAGUGAAUAAGUAGGGACAGUCGAUGUUUACGCAAAUGACUUGCGAAGGCACCAUAUUCUGAAAAGAAAUAAUUGAAGCUGUAGUGGAGGAUUCAAAUAAAUUGUCUUACAAAUGA